GUGCCAACUUUACUUGCUUUUCCUUGUCCGACUCAAAACUUUGUAUCAAUCGCUUCGCUUGUGUUGUGGCGAACCAACCAAGGAAAAUACUCCAUAAAUUUGUUGAAAAGGAACCUGCAUACGGUUCUAAACUUGCAGGUGAACAAAGACAAUAGCGAGUAUGGUCUUCGGGAGAGAAAUGGUAGCGUCAACGGUGGUCAACACGUAUCCACUCUCUAGCUAUACCUUCGGGACGAAGGAGCCAAAGAUGGAGAAGGACACCUCUGUGGCCGAUCGUCUUGCUCGAAUGAAAGUCAACUAUAUGAAGGAGGGUAUGAGGACCAGUGUUGAAGGGAUUUUACUGGUCCAGGAACAUAAUCAUCCUCACAUACUUCUUCUUCAAAUUGGGAAUACAUUCUGCAAACUUCCUGGGGGACGACUGAAGCCAGGAGAAAAUGAAAUUGAGGGCUUGAGAAGAAAGCUAACUAGCAAGCUUGGAGCUAAUUCUCCAGGUCUUGUGCCAGACUGGCAGAUUGGUGAAUGUGUGGCCAUCUGGUGGCGACCAAACUUUGAGACAAUCAUGUAUCCUUAUUGCCCUCCCCACAUCACAAAACCCAAGGAGUGUAAGAAGCUUUUUGUAGUUCAUCUGGCUGAGAAGGAGUACUUUGCGGUGCCCAAAAAUUUGAAACUCCUUGCUGUACCAUUGUUUGAACUCUAUGAUAAUGUUCAGAGAUAUGGACCUGUUAUAUCAACCAUUCCUCAGCAACUUUCUAGAUUCCAGUUCAACAUGAUUAGUUCAUGAGCUUCCAGUGUGGAUUUCAAGAGCACACUAAUGGACGAUAUUCUGAUUGAUUCCAAGAACUAUACCGUAAUAUGUUUCAACAACUUAUACCUGGAUGGUGGUGCUUCCUAGCUGAUAUCUUUAAGUUUGGUCAGUAUGACUUCAUUGCACAUGACUGAAAAAAUUUUGAAUGCAACAUUAAGUCAUCAUGUUGGAAUUAAUUGGAUCUAGAUUCUUUACUGUUCAAAGCCUAUGAUUAUCGUGUAUCGUAGCUGUAUUAAUUCUGUCUUAGAUGCUUAAAUUCAGAAGUUGCGAAGCACAAGUAUUGCAAAGGCUAUUUUUGUGAGAAUUAAUCACUUGAAAUAUGUUAUAUCUUCCCCCAGAAUUCUAGGCGAUAUUCUUUAUGCCCA
Molecule: messenger RNA, 1170 nt
Organism: Carica papaya (papaya)
Lineage: Eukaryota; Viridiplantae; Streptophyta; Magnoliopsida; Brassicales; Caricaceae
Product: Cleavage/polyadenylation specificity factor, 25kDa subunit
Biological process (GO): mRNA 3'-end processing
Cellular component (GO): mRNA cleavage factor complex
Molecular function (GO): mRNA binding
Source: RefSeq, a predicted model, not a curated record